AUGAAGUACAGUACAUUAUUAUUGAUGGCUUCCACCAUCUCCGCCAUUUACAUUCCAACAUUGCAAAAUGUUGAAGACCUUGUUGACAGCUUCAGAGCCAUUCCCAAGGAAGAAAUUAAGCAUUACCAACAACAGCAACAACAGCAACAGCAGCAACAAGAACCAUCUACUCUUGCUCCUUUGAUUGUUCACGAUGAGGCCAAGUCCAUCAACAACCAAUACAUUGUUGUUCUCAAGGAAGGUGUGAGCGACUUUACUAGUCUUGUUGACGGUAUCAUGGAACGCUUCAACAUUGAUGGGUUUUUCGGAUUCACUGGUAGAUUUGACAAUAUUGCUAUCGAGAUUUUGAGAAGGAACCCAUUGGUGUCAUUUAUCGAACAGGACUCUAUGGUGCACACCAAUGAAUUUGAUAUUGAAAAGGGGGCUCCAUGGGGAUUGGCUAGGGUCUCUCAUAGACAACCCUUGUCAUUGUCCUCAUUUGAUCAGUAUCUUUACGAUUCUGAGGGUGGCGAUGGUGUUACUUCGUAUGUCAUUGACACUGGUAUCAAUGUCAAGCAUACUGAGUUUGACGGUAGAGCCAUUUGGGGUAAAACCAUUCCUACUGGCGACGAUGACCUUGACGGCAAUGGUCAUGGAACUCAUUGUGCCGGUACGAUUGCAUCCAAGGACUAUGGGGUUGCCAAGAAGGCUGAAGUUGUUGCUGUCAAGGUGUUGAGAAGUAAUGGAUCAGGAUCCAUGUCUGAUGUGGUUAAAGGUAUUGAAUUUGCCGCUAAAGCACAUCAAGAUGCCGUCAAGAAGGGCAAGAAGGGAUUCAAAGGAUCUACUGCCAAUAUGUCUCUUGGUGGUGGAAGAUCUCAAGCCUUGGAUUUGGCGGUUAAUGCUGCCGUGAAGGCUGGUUUGCAUUUUGCCGUUGCUGCCGGUAACGAAAACCAAGAUGCAUGCAACACAUCUCCAGCUGCAGCUGAGGGAGCAAUCACUGUUGGUGCUUCCACCAUUUCAGACGAAAGAGCUUACUUUUCAAACUAUGGAAAAUGUGUUGACAUUUUUGCCCCUGGUUUGAACAUUUUGUCCACUUAUAUUGGAUCUGACACUGCUACUGCUUACUUGUCAGGAACCUCUAUGGCUUCUCCUCAUGUUGCUGGUUUGUUGUCAUACUAUCUCUCUUUGCAACCAGGAGCCGGCUCAGAGUUUUUCGUUGCUGCUGAUGGUGUCACUCCGGCCCAAUUGAAGAAGAAUUUGAUUUCAUUUGGAACUGAUGGUGUUUUGGCCGAUAUUCCAGAAGAUACACCAAACAUCUUGGCAUUCAACGGUGCUGGCCACAACUUGACUGAGUUCUGGAAUCACAAGUAA
This is a messenger RNA of Lodderomyces theae, 1350 nucleotides long. RefSeq names its product proteinase B. Lineage: Eukaryota; Fungi; Ascomycota; Pichiomycetes; Serinales; Debaryomycetaceae. The transcript has a single exon. Gene Ontology annotation, molecular function: serine-type endopeptidase activity. Gene Ontology annotation, biological process: proteolysis. The coding region runs from base 1 to 1350 and encodes 449 amino acids. The record is from RefSeq and is a predicted model, not a curated record.